This is a messenger RNA of Arxiozyma heterogenica, 963 nucleotides long. RefSeq names its product Atg40p (gene ATG40). The transcript has a single exon. The record is from RefSeq and is a predicted model, not a curated record. The coding region runs from base 1 to 963 and encodes 320 amino acids. Lineage: Eukaryota; Fungi; Ascomycota; Saccharomycetes; Saccharomycetales; Saccharomycetaceae.
AUGUUAUCCGCUAUAUCAAGAAGUCUGCAGUUUGUAUUUGGUGCUUUAUUACCGAUUCAAAUAACAUUAGAGGUCAUAUACUUAUCUAAGGACUGGCCAAUACCUAUGCUUGAAACUGCUUCAUAUACUUUACAACAACAAAGAGAAAAAUUGUCACUACAACUUUUAUUACUAAAAUAUUGGACUAUAUAUGGAUUAAUAUAUUUAGUAUUACCUAAUUCACCAUUCUAUUUCAUAUUCCAUUUUGUUCCGUUUGAAUCUAUCGUAUUAUCAGUACUACAAUUAAUUAGUUUAAAUGAAAUAUUAAACCAGUUUAGCAAAUUUAUUGAAGAACAAGACAAAAUUAUUGCUUUUUUACAGAAUUUGGAUGAUCCAACAAAAAGUAAAUUUUCAAUCUUAUCAAAUAUUAUAUUCACUACAAUCAAUUUAAAUAAUAAAGAAUAUAUUGCCACCACUUUCCUGUUUGGAGACUAUACAAAACUAUUAAUAACAUAUGCAAGAACUGUGCUGUUACCGAAGACUAAUUAUAUUAAUAUUGUAUUUGAUUCAAUCAUUCAAGUUAUUACAAUAGUGAAAUUAUACAUACAAAGGGAACAACAGAAUUAUGAAAAGUUCAAUAAAUAUAAAUGGGACAACACUAGGACCAGGAGUGAUAGUUACAGAUAUAACGAAAACAGUAAUACUUCUAAAGAUGACUGGGCAAAUAUGAAUGCUAACAAUGAUGAAGCUACUUCAGGUGAAACAUUUCAAGAAACUUUAAAUAGAUUUUGGACUGCAUUUAAACAAGAAUACAAUAGAACAACUGCAAGUUCUCAAACACAAACCAAUAAUUCACCAUCACCAUCACAAACAUCAUCAUCUGCAACUACUUCUGGUACACAGUUUAAUGAACAACAAACUUAUGGCAGUAGGAAGAAUGCCACCCCUGAUGAUUAUGAAAUUAUUGAUAAUGAUCUUGAUUAG